This is a messenger RNA of Cydia fagiglandana, 8946 nucleotides long. Its product is annotated as forkhead box protein N3-like. The transcript has 9 exons. The record is from RefSeq and is a predicted model, not a curated record. Bases 116 to 1192 code for a protein of 358 amino acids. Gene Ontology annotation, cellular component: nucleus. NCBI's taxonomy places the organism in Eukaryota, Metazoa, Arthropoda, Insecta, Lepidoptera, Tortricidae. Gene Ontology annotation, molecular function: DNA-binding transcription factor activity; cis-regulatory region sequence-specific DNA binding. Gene Ontology annotation, biological process: regulation of DNA-templated transcription.
UCUUUAGUUUAUGGUUUGAUUGGGUGUUGAUUACGAGCUCGGAGGACGCGGAAUGCUGCUUCAUAGUUUAUGUUGUUAGUUCUAAUUUGUGUGUUUCAAAAGAUUCAUCUAAAAGAUGGCGCCAAUGCGUGGCGAGCGCGGAGGCUCACCUGCGCGCGCGGCCCGCGCCUCCCUGCCCCUCCCGCGCCGCCUCAUCCGACAGAUCGCGCGACACGUGGCGUCUAGCGGGCGCAGUCUGCGGCGGCUCGAGGUCUCCGGGAGGGUUAUAGACAACUUCGACGAUAUAGAGGACGCCAGCGACAGUGAUCAUGAAGUUUCACAGCCGGCAGUGGCGUGCGGCGGGAACGCCGGCAACCUGCCCCCCGCGGACCACGACGACGACCUCACCAGCCUCAGCUGGCUGCAAGACAGGAACCUUCUCAGGGGUAUAAAUCUAACCAAAGGCGACGUCGAAGACACAAAAAUGAUCGGAAGUCAAGUCAUAAUAAAGACGGAGUCCACGACGCCGCCGCCCUUGCCCCGCGCGUCGCCGCCGCGCACGCCGGUGAAGGCGCCGCCGCCGCCGGCGCCGGCGCACAGCAAGCCGCCGUACUCGUUCUCGUGCCUCAUCUUCAUGGCGAUCGAGGCGGCGCCGGCGCGAGCGCUGCCCGUCAAGGAGAUCUACGCGUGGAUCGUGCGCCACUUCCCCUACUUCAGGCACGCGCCGCAGGGCUGGAAGAACAGCGUGCGGCAUAAUCUGUCGCUCAACAAGUGCUUCCACAAGGUGGCAGCCGCUCCGGGUCUCGGCAAGGGCUCCCUUUGGACAGUUGACCCUCAGCAUCGGUCUACACUAUUACAGGCGUUCGGGCGGCAGCCCAUCCCGGCGCCCUGCGAGGCGGAGGCGGAGUCCGCGGCGGAGGCGCCGACGGCGGCGGCCAAGAACUCGCCCGACCCCGCGCUGUUCCCGUUCCUGGCGCGCCGCCUCGCGCGGCCGCGCCCCGAGCCCGGCGCCGACGAGUACCUGGCCGCCGCCACCGUGCUCGCCAUGAAGUACGGCCCGGCCGUGCUCGACCAGCUGCCGCCAGCGGCGCACCACCUGGUGAUCUCUCGCUGCGCACGCGACGAGCACUCGUACUCGGGCGGCGGCGAGGAGCGCCGCACCGCCGAGGCGCUGCUCAACCUGGCCGGCGUCUGUCCCGAGCCCGCCAGCUAGCAACGGUGUCCACUCUAGACAAGUGCGACCGACAUGUUCGAGAGAUACGUUGCCGCCAUCACUGUUUCUAUUGCACGGUUAUGUACCGAGCCUUUUCUUUGCGAACAUUUAUUUAUAAAGUGAAACAUUAGACUAUUGAGUUUUAAAAAGUGGCAGCUCUUAUGUUCGAUCGAUUCGAUCAAACGAAAUCUUAUGUGUAAAAUUAGUAUAGAUCAAGUGUAACGUUAUGAAACACUUCAUGAAAUUAUGAUACAUGGAUUCGUGAAGUGUUAUAAACAAAAGCGGUUUUUAAGUAUAGUUAAUUUAAUAAUUUAAUUUGUAAAGUCGGCAUGCGUCUGUUACUGUGUUAAAGCAAUUUUAAUUAUGUUACUGCUCAAUCGCUUCUAGCAAUGGGAAUCUAAUAAUAAGUGUUUGUAAAGUUUCUCAAAGAAAUGCGCUAGGGCCUAGCUCAGAUCAAGUGGCGACCAAUGAAUCGUUGGGAUAAGUUCGUAGAACUAUAAUAUUUAAAUAGCGUCUACUGUGACGGUUAUAGAUAAAGAUGUUUACCAUUCUCUAGUCCAUUAAAGACAAAUCAUUUUUAGAGCUCGCCCUGAGUUGUUCAUACUUGGAUAAUAUUUAUGGGAAAAUAGCUGACUCAUUAGUUAGGACCUCUAUUUUUCCAUUCAAAAAGUUCUGUAAUACAUCACAUAACACUAUUACAAUUUAUUUUUCAUCACACUUGCUCGUAAAAGCUGUUAUUUAUUACAUACAGGCUUUGCGGUCUGUAAAUCCUAAAUUUCGACCUAGGGAUUUAAUGUAUUUUUUCAUCACACUUGCUAGGCGAUGCGGUGUGUAAAUCCUAAAUUUCGACCUAAGUCUGUAACGUACUUCCGAAAAUAAGGCAGAAGUUUUAUUUAUUUUCGCUCACAAGUGUGAUGAAAAACAUUGUGUGUGUCACGGGCGAUACAGGAAUUUCGAACUCGUGUUAAUUAAGCUGUCGCAUUCGGCUUCGGGCUUCAAUUCAUACUCGUUCCUAAAUUCUUGUUUACCGCCCAUAAUACACAAUGUACUAUUACGAUACUCAAAUACAGCUCUAUAACAACCAAAUUACAAUACCUGGUUUUAAAGAGAAUGGAAAAUAGUACUAGGAUCCAUGCAUUUAGAUAUUCUCCUUAAAAAUUUUAAUUACUCAUUCUUAAUCGUAAGAAAAUGUUAUUAUAUGAUAAUUGAAGGUAGACCUAGUGUUACCACAUUUCCGUCUAUUUUACAAGUAUUUUGUUGAAUGCCAAAUGUUGCCAGUAUAGUAAUGAGGUGUUGCACCUAAAAAAAAUAACGGAAAUGUGAUAAUCUAUAUACUUAAGUUUUAAAAUUGCAUUCUAUUUAUUUAGCUUAUCUGCUGUUUUAUUGAUAAUUUAUUAGCUGAAUUAAUUUAAGGAUAUUUAAUAUUUAUUUAAAUAUUGAACAAUAGGAUAAUAUUUUGAUAUACGUUAUCUUUUGUGAUUUCUUAAUAGGUUUUAUCUAUUAUGUAUCCGUCUGUAAUAACAUUAAACAUGGCUGUCAUUUGUGGGGUUCACAAUCUUUACUUAAAUGUGUAAAUAAACUCAAAUAGUGCAAUAGCCUUCAGAAUCACCCACUAAGGUCCACUUGCACCAUUCCACAAAUCCGGGGUUAACCGGUUAAACCGUUAACCUAGUGUCUAGAUUUAACCGGUAAACCCCGGGUUAGUGAAUAGUGCAAGAGGCCCUAACUAAUAAAGUAAAAAUAAAUAAAUAUUUCAAUUGCAUAUUGACGUGCUAUAUUGAUGGACUCACACUUGCCACAAAGUUCAUAAUAUCUAGAAAUUUUAGAAUAAACGACACUUACGUAGUUCGGACAAUCAUUGUACAUAUUUUUCGGCUCCUUUUUAACGCCAAGUGCAUUUACCUCAGUCCCUCAAAGGGGCUGUCCAUUAAUUCCGUUAGGUGUGGACUGUAGAGGGAGGGGGUCAAACCGAAUAUCACGUGGGGGAGAUCGGCAAAUAUCACGACAUCACGCCAGAGGGGGAGGGAAGGUCAAAUAAUACCUCAAAAUUGUAACGCAAUCAAUGGACGCCCCCAAAGAGCAUAUAGUUCAAAAGUAAUCUGUAAAUUUUUACGAAAACGAGUGAAACCGAAGGUCUCCCUCACCUUCGCUUUCGCUCGGUCGAUAACGACAUCUUUCAGUAGUUAUUUUGUUUCGGAAAUAAGAGUCGUGAAGUUUAAGAGCAUACAACCUGUGUCUGACCAUGGGGCCUUAUAUCCAGGGCUUGAUUUUACUCGCUAAACUGAUUUUUACUAUGGGGCCGACCUUACAAUCGGGGAAAAUUUUUUGGCUUUCCCAUAGAAAAUGUCGACAGCUGAUCAGCCAAAAUGUAUGAAAAAGUAAAAAAAAAAUUCGCGAUUUCGGGGUUGGUGCCAUAAUAAAAGUAGCUCAGUUUAGCGAGUAGAAUCGAACCCUGGAUUUAAAGCCCCAUGGUCAGACACAACCUGUAUAGUAACAGAUCUAAAGUGCCUACUAGUGCUUCUAAUCUAUCUUACUAUUAGUGGUAUGAGAGAGUGAGAUGGGCAAUGUUACCGAUGAAAUGUGUAGCUACAUAACAGCAUCUUCUAUCCUUUUUACACUUUGGCCAGUUGACACUGACAAAUAUUACUUCAUGCUGUCUCGGAAAUAUUUAAUAAAUUUCGCUAAUUUAGUUCAAUUUAAUAAAUUUGAAUGAAUAUGUACAUUUACUAGUAUACAUUUCAUCGGUAACAUAUAGGAUGAUAAGAGUACACACACCAACUAGGGUAUAUGUGAUAAUGAUAACGGCAGUUUAGGCUAAAAUUAUACCAUUUAUAGUAUAAUAUAUUAAAACGGGUCUCACGUAUUUUACGUCGAAGAUUGGUCCCACUUGCUCGCACAGUGGCAUUGACCGUCGACAUCAUGGGCGAGACGACAAUAUAAUUACGCGAUAGAGAUAGGGAUAUGCGGGUCAAUGUACGAAAUUCUCGGUGCUUAGCGUCCUUACUUUAGCUGGAAAAUUGUUUUGGGUACCACGUCAGUGUGGACUAACCUCUAGCGAAUGACGUAGUGAGUGUUGUGUGCAACCCAUCAUUCGAUAAUAAUGCCUUGACGAGGGUAGUUUCUCGCAGCCCAAACUCUGCGUCGGUGCGCCAACGCGUUCUCCCGUUGAAGCGCCUCGUUAUGGACCGAAACAUGUAGACCAAUAUUCGACUUACAAUACAUGAGGGACCUAUUAUUGGGAGCCUAUAAUGUCCCACUGCUGGGCAAAGGCCUCCCCCCCACUUUUUCCAGUCCCAUGAGGGACCUGUUUUAAUAUAUUUAAUAUGUCUGUCUCGCGGAAGUUUUGUUAUGAUGAUACUAUUUCACUUGGGCUCACACACAUCGCCAGUCGGUAUGCAAAUGUGUCGUUCUCGGAAAAAGGUACUAUUUUGUCGACUGUCAAUUAGGCGGAAAUAAUAUUAAGAUUACAAAAGAAAAAGCUCUUAUAGACGAUCGACAAAGUGAUGCUUUUUACUAGAGUAAACUGACAUGACUUAAUUUAUAAAAUCUUAUUUAUUUCUGUAAAUAAGCGAUUUAAUGUUGUAUAAAUAUUGUACGUAUAUUUAGUUUUAAAUGUGUUUUAAGUUUAAAUUAUAAAAGAAAUAUAAGUUAUGCAUAGAAUAAUGUUAGACUGAAGCAAUGACUGAUUUGUGAUGAAGCAAUAUUAUUUAUUAGUGAAACGGAUUACAAACUUUUGUUUUGAGCCCUGAAGUGAUAAAACUUUUUCAUGUUACCUAUUUUAUUUGUAUGAAUUUAACAAAUGCCCACGUGGCGUUUACGUCUUGUUCUAUAAAACGUUUUUGAGCGAAUUAAUCAUGCAUGUUAGGUCUCAAAUUUUCGUCUGAUAGUUUUAUUUUUGCCAUAAAACACCUUAAAAACUUGACACGGCUUAAGAAGAAAAAAUAUAUAAAUUGACUAUGGUAGUCAAACUGCCACGUUCGAAAAAAAAUUAUUCGAGGUUGUAUUACGCUGGGUGAUUUCAUUAUAUGUAGUAUUCUUCAAAUACCUUGGGUACGGUGACAGCUGUCAUCUCCAUGCAAAUUAUAGUUCGUAGGUUUCAAAUAGAGCCCGACGGCUAAUCCUAUUGUAUAUUGUUAAGUAAAACCGCCGUGCCACGUGCCACAACUACCUGCAUAAAAAAAUACGUACUUGGGUUACUGAGUACCGGCGAGUCGAACGCUACAGAACCAGUCUAAAAUAUGUCAUCGAGAUGCGUAACAAAGCCGCGUUAUCGGAGAGCGCACCUACACUGGUUUUUUGAGCGUUGGACUAGCCCGCGCUCAUGUGCCAAAUAGAAUACAGUGAAACCUGGUUAAUUGGCACCUGGAUAAAUGGAAAACCUCAAUAAUUGCAACCAAAAGUCCGGUCCCGGUCCCUUGAGACCAAAAGGCCUCUAUAAUUGAAAUUUUGGAACCUCUAUAAUUGCAAUUUAGAUUUUAGUGCUUUUCGUAAUUUUGCCUCUAUAAUUGACCACAUCGCAACUUAAGACCUCUAUAAUUGACACUGUGCUAAAAAAAUCCGUUAUUUUUGCUCUUGUUUUUACCUCUAUUAUUGAAACGAGUCUUACUUAUUACCUCUGUAAUUGAAAUAAUGUAGUUGUAGACAGCAGAAACAAUAUUUUAAUAGCAAUGAUCAUUUUAUUUAUAUCUCCAUCCAGAAUUCAAUUUAUUUAUUGGGUAUCUAUCACAGCCUGUAGUAGGUGAAAUAGUUUUGAUCAAUAAAAAACAAAGUAGGCAUGCUUUUUACAUUCUAAUAAAACUUUCUUUUACAAUUCAAGGGAAUUUUUUAAACCCAAAUGAUAAGAAAAUAAAGUGGUAAUUAAUGUAGUGUAAAAGUGCAAGUAUAGACAGAAGCAAUAUACAGACCAGAAACCCAGAACGUAAGCGUGUAAAUCUACUUUAAAUGGUUAUUUGCACCUCCAUAAAAGAAAUUUGUCAGAACGCAACCUCUAUUAAUGAAAACCUCUAUAAUUGACACAACGAUUUUAUGAACCUCGUUAAUUGACGCGACCUGCUUAAAUGAAAAACCUGGUUAAUUGACAAAAAAUGGCCGGUCCCUUGAGAUUGCAAUUAUCCAGGUUCCACUGUACUUAAGACACUUUUUCGCAGGUAAGUAGCACGUGCGGUUUUACUUAACAAUAGACAAUAGGAUUAGCGGCCGGGCUCUAUUUGAAACCUACGAACUAUACCUUAAAACGCAAGAUCUCGCAAAAUUGUAUUGAAAUAACAGUUGUCAACUUGUCACGGUACUCAAGCUAAAUAUUAUAAUAUGUAGAAAAAGAUGGAGUCACGGUGUAUGUCAGCUUUAUUAUAAUAUUUAUAAUAGCGUUUUACUCAACAGUAUAAUAAUUAUAAUAAAUAAUUUAUAUUGUUUUCUCACACUCGUUCGUCGCUGUGCCAAAAUUAUUAUAGAACUGUUAUCGUCAUGUAACAAGCGAAUACAAUUAAUUUGAAUGUAUUUACAUAAAUAAAUUAUACUAUGUAACGCAUAGAUUAGGUUAUAAGUGAUAUAGUAAUAUGUUUAAUGCUAAAUAUAAAUACAUACAAUUUUGCUGUAUUUAGAGGCGUCUUCCAUCUUUACUCAUUAUUUUCUCGUAGAUAACUGUGUCGGGGAAUAAACGCAGGCGAUUUAAACCAAAUUAGGCCCUUUUCCUCACUUUCCUAAUAAGGAAUCGGUGCUACAAAUCAAGUCAAAAACAUUGAAUGCCAGAGAAUAGAGUCCCAGGUACCUUACAAACUGAUGUACCUGUAUUCCUCUCUUCCGUACAACAAAGUGUUACUUACAAACGUACAUUCAUUUUAAACUUUUGAACGCCAAACGGCGCAUCCAUUUGCCGUGCUACUGGCGCCACGGGGGCAAAAUUUAGUUUUGUGAAUACAUAUUUAUUUAUUUAUUUAGAUAUUUAAUUCAGGCAACAAGGCCCAUAUUACAAAUACCUUACAGACUAACAUACAUAUGUAUUUUAUAAACUUAAAACUAAACACUAUUUAGACGACAAAACGGCGUGGCUCCGUUGUGUCGGCUGCUCUUGUGUCGGAUUCGGCAGUUUGCCCCGGAACCUCCGAAACACGACACCUUUCGGCCAGAAAAAUAUGUAAUGCCAACUUAAAAGCGGGGUGUUUUUCAGUAGAUUUUCAUCAAAAAACGAACUAACACAAAUGCCGUCUUUGGCGUCGUUGUCACGAUUUUGCGUUGACGUCAAUAAUUGCCGUCUGUGGCGUUCAAAAGGUUAAUCUUAAAAAGUAAAAAACAUUUAGACGACGCAACAGGGUUUUGCUGCGUUCGUUGUUCUGGUGUAGGCUACACCAGAACUGCAGAAAAAUAGGUAUGAAUAUAUAUUAUUGCAGUCCCAUGCAGUUUGUUCCCCGGCUGUAGGAAACUAGCCUUUCUUUCGGUGGUAUAAGGAAUGUAGAUGAAACUUUACAGCAAUAAUUAGUACCUAAUUGUAGUAGUAUUUUGCUGGUAGAUGCUACUUAUAUGAUAUAAUAUGUGUGAUACAUUACAUUGCGAUUUCUUUAUAGUGUGCUAUAUUUUACGUUUCUUAUGUAUGGACAGUUAAAUUGUAUGUCAAAUCAAUUGUUCAUAUAUAAGUAAUGCAGUUUAAAAAAAAGUUAUAUCAAUAUGAUAUUAAAAUUGUUGCGGCUUUCAAGUAAUCGUGAAUCAGAAUAAUUUAAUUUAAUUUAUUAAUAAGUUAUGUGACUCUGUUAUUAUUUAGUUGUAAUUGGUAUUGGUUUUGUGAAAGAGAACUUUUUAGAAAAUACUUCUCGUAAUUAUAUUUAAUUUUAUUUAGAAUAAUUUUUAUUGUGUUGUGGCUCGUGUUAAGGUGUUGCCAGUAAAUCAUGUGCCUGCGCAGGUUUUAGACAAAAAUAUUUUUAAAUUCUUUACUCAUUUUAAAUUGUCUUGCAAAAUAGGGGACAACAAAUUAUUCAUAAAUACGUGACGAUGUAGCUUCUUCAAGUUAAAUGUAUGUGUAACCUGAAAUUAUUAAAAACUUAAUGAAAGUGUACAACGCUUUAUGAGCGUGUUUACUACACCGAUACAUACAUAUGAAAGGCUUUCACAACAUGUCUGCCGGCAUCGUGACUUAAAUAGUUACAGAUAUCAAUUAUUUGUGUGUUCAUCACGAAUACAGCCUGGCAAAAAGAGUAGAAAUUAAAAAGUGGCAACACUGUAGUGUCGUCCCGUUCUCUUAUACAUAUUGAUUUGAAAGAGACGACACUACAGUGUUGCCACUUUUUAAUUUCUACUCUUUUUUUUCCAGGCUGUAUUUGUUCUUGAGUUAUGUAUGUUAUCUGUGUAGGGUAAUUCGCCAGUAACUGGUCACUUUACUAAACGGCCAGUUACUGGCGAAUCACCCUAUCUAAGUAUGUACGUAUUUAACUAUAUAUCGUCGGCUAGUACCCAUAGUACAAGCUUUGCUUGUUUGGGGCUGGGUUGAUCCGUGUAAGAUUGUCCCCAAAAUAUUUAUUUAUUAUAUUUAUUUGAAAUAAAUAAAUAAUGUUAUUGUGUCGUGGCAACACCGGUGCUUGCUUGUAGCUGUAUAGUCUCCGAACUAUAUUUAAGUAAAUAAAUUGUUGUUGUUGAUAUUUUCCGGCUUGUGAAACACCACUUUAUUAAUAUUAUUGCUAUUGUUGAGAGUUAUUGUCAAAUUUUUAUUUGUCCUAAAAUCUUUUGUCUUUGUACAUAUCCAUUAAAUAAAUUAUGUACUGAGGAUA